AAAAUCAGGCGGGCAUGGAGGGGAGGAGCGACGCCGCCGCGAUGUCGUCGGAGCCGGUGAGGCUCAUCGGCUGCUUCGGCAGCCCGGUGGUCCACCGCGCCGAGCUGGCCCUGCGCCUCAAGGGCGUCCCCUACCAGCUCAUCGAGGAGGACCUCAACAACAAGAGCGAGCUGCUGCUCACGCACAACCCCGUCCACAAGACCGUCCCCGUGCUCCUCCACGGCGACCUCUCCAUCCCGGAGUCGCUCGUCAUCGUCGAGUACGUCAACGAGGCCUUCCCCGGCGGCCCGCUGCUCCUCCCCAGCGACCCCCUCGCCCGCGCCAACGCCCGCUUCUGGGCAACAUUCCUCGAAGAGGAGGCCUGCGCAGUUCAAGAAGCCUUUGUGGAUUGCGCUGUGGACGGACGGCGGGGCGCAGGCAGCGGCGGCAAGGGAGACAAAGGCGAACCUGACGCUGCUGGAGGCGCAGCUGCCGGAGGGGAAGAGGUUCUUCGGCGGCGACGCCAUCGGCUUCCUCGACAUCGCCGUCGGCGGGGCGCUCGCGCACUGGAUGGGGGUGGUCGAGGAGAUGGCCGGCGUGCGGCUGCUCACCGAAGAGGACCACCCGGCGCUGUGCCGCUGGGCGAGGGCGUACAGGGCCGACGAGACCGUGCGGCAGUCUCCUGAUCUUAUUAAGGGGGAGUGGGGACUGCAGACGAUACAGUAAUAUGCUUCUCCCAUGAUGUGGACAAGGCAGUGAAUGUUAAGCUGCUACUCUAUUUGUUUGAACUGAUGUCUGGGCUAA
Triticum urartu is the source of this 783-nucleotide messenger RNA. RefSeq names its product glutathione transferase GST 23-like. The record is from RefSeq and is a predicted model, not a curated record. Gene Ontology annotation, molecular function: glutathione transferase activity. Lineage: Eukaryota; Viridiplantae; Streptophyta; Magnoliopsida; Poales; Poaceae. Gene Ontology annotation, biological process: glutathione metabolic process. Gene Ontology annotation, cellular component: cytoplasm.